AUGAAAGGAGAAAAGUGGAAAUUGUUCCGUGCCACCGAUUUUCAAUCUUUGAUGUAUCCCAACUUUAUUAUAAGCAAAAUUCUCGGAAUAUUUCCAUACCAAAUUAAGGCUUUGUCUUUUGAAACAUCUAUACCGCGCUAUAUUCUAUGGACUAUUAUUCUCUGCGUAAUCUGUGUUUAUGAGUUUACAAUGUUGUAUGAACUCAAUUUUUCUGGAAAAAUCCUGGAAAAAAAGAUUGAUAUACCCAAGACUAUCUCGUUGAAUUUUUCCUUUUUAUAUGGAUUAUUUCUAACGAUCGUCUCUUAUGCUUUGAGCGGUUCGCGAAUGCGUUUACUUCAGACUGUAUCAGAUAUUUCUUCAAGACUGUCCCAAAAGUCGUAUCAAAAACUUUCUAAAUUAAUACACGCUAAGGACAUAUUCGGAUUUUUUUUUCAUUUUUGGUUAGCGUUAACAUAUUUCUUGAAUUCUGAAACAAUGAUUUUCGGUUUAUUUGACAUAUUCAGAGUUGUUAUUAGCUUGUUGGCAUUUCAAAUGGAUAUGCUAUACAUAAAUUGCGUUUGUGUCUUAAAGGCUUGUUUCAAGGAAAUCAACGAUAAUAUCGAAAAUCUACAGGAAUUCGUGAUGAAUAAUAUUCCUAAACGGAUAUAUCAUGAGCAGAAACAUCCAUUCUUGCUGAUAAAACUUAAGGCUCUGAAAAAACAGCAUCUGAUGAUAAGUGACACAGUGCAGAUGCUUAACAUGAUUUUCAGUCUGCAUCUUCUUGCUACCAUAGCAUUAUCCUUCAAGCAGAUAAUAUUCUACUUGUAUUUCAAUGUAAUACAAUGGCAAAAUGGAAUAUCCUUGAAUCGAGACAGGAUUUAUAACAUAUAUUUCAUAUCAUUCUUAAUAUAUUACUUUUUAAGAUUGACAAUGAUAGUGUGGGCUUGUGAAACUGGCAAAAAUGAAGCGACAAAAACUAGCACUACCAUUCACGAUGUACUUAAUAGUAUCAGCGAUGUGCAAAUCAAAGAUGAGUUAAAUUUGUUCUCCUUGCAAAUACUGCAUUGCAAUAAUACAUUCUCCGCGAAAGGUCUCACGGUAGAUGCAACAUUGCUCACUACAAUGGUGAGUAGUGUUUCCACAUAUAUAUUAAUUUUAAUACAAUUUUUGAUCAUAACGCACUCUUCCUGUUUCAAAGAAGUCAACGAUAAUAUGAAGAAUUUACGAAAGCUUGUGAUGAAUAAUAUUCCCAGAUGGAUUCAUCAUGAGCAGAGAUAUCCGUUUUUGUUGAUAAAACUUAAGGCUCUAAAGAAACAGCAUCUGAUGAUCAGCAACACAGUGCAGAUGCUGAACGCAAUCUUCAGUCUGCAUCUUCUUGCUACUAUAGCCUUAUACUUCAAGCAGAUAAUAUUCUUGUGGGUUUGUGAAACUGGCAAAAAUGAAGCGAUAAAAAUUGACACUAUCAUUCAUGAUUUGCUUAACAGCAUCAGAGAUGUACAAAUUAAAAAUGAGAUAUUAAAUCUGUUUUCCUUGCAAAUAUUACAUUGCGAUAAUACAUUUUCCGCAAAAGGUUUUAAUAUAAAUGCAACGUUGGUCACUGAGAUGGCGUUGCCACGUAUCUGCUAG
Messenger RNA from Atta colombica, 1605 nucleotides. RefSeq lists its product as uncharacterized. The coding region runs from base 1 to 1605 and encodes 534 amino acids. Gene Ontology annotation, cellular component: dendrite; axon; neuronal cell body. Gene Ontology annotation, biological process: sensory perception of taste. The record is from RefSeq and is a predicted model, not a curated record. The transcript has 7 exons. NCBI's taxonomy places the organism in Eukaryota, Metazoa, Arthropoda, Insecta, Hymenoptera, Formicidae.